Molecule: messenger RNA, 801 nt
Organism: Coregonus clupeaformis (lake whitefish)
Lineage: Eukaryota; Metazoa; Chordata; Actinopteri; Salmoniformes; Salmonidae
Exons: 4
Coding region: 1-801 (266 amino acids)
Source: RefSeq, a predicted model, not a curated record
AUGGCGAGCCCAGUAAUCCGCGUAAUCAACCCAGAUGCCCCUCCAUAUCGUCAGCAGGCCGUAUUGGUGGCGACAAAAGAGGCCCGUUACUAUCGGGAGAAAAGGAUGCUCUUUCCCAAACCUCCACAGGAGCUGCGGAACCAGGCUACAGCCUUGGCUCAUGCAGAGAAGCUCCCUUCGAGCGGAGGGUAUCCACACUCCUUCGCGUCAGCUGUGCCUGGGAAAGCUGGUGAUACCAUUUGGCCAUAUAUUGACAAGCACAGAUCAGAGGAGACCACUCAACAUAGGGAGGGAGAGAGAGUGAACCAGGGAGUGAAAGACUACCUCAAUGAAUAUGCAGAGAGUUUCCCACAAGUCUGCAUUCUCCUGGAGGCCAACAUCGACAGGUGUAUUUACGGUCAGAGAGGGUUUGAGGAAAGCACCUUUCAGGAGAUGUGGACUCUCUACAGCAAGUACCCCACCCAAAAGGACAGGCCAGAGCUAUUCAGUGAGGAGGAGAAGGAGAUAAUAAAGAAAGCAUACAGUUCUGUGAGGAGGUGGCUGCACACACCAGUGACCCACAUCACAAGUGUGCAGAUGAAGCGGUUCAGGAAAUAUAUUGUUGACAAGGAGCAACAACCGCAGGCAAGCACCUCCAAGUGUGAUCCUUCAUCAUGGCCAGGGGACGACAGUGAACUGUUAGCUGCAAGCCAGGCUGUUGAAGACACAAUCAAACAGUUCGAGCCCCCUGUCCGGCCCAAGCAGCCCGAGCCCCUGUCCGGCCCAAGAAGCCCGAGCCCCUGUCCGGCCCAAGAAGCUUGA